GCAGCAGCAGUAGCAGCAGCGAGGAUUUUGCCCCUCGACGGUCCUCGCCUUUGGACUUCGCUAAUGGUUAACUAGAACUGCUGACCGAGGACUUCGGAGUGUCCAGAACCGAAGUCUCUUGGUGCGCCAAAGGGGGGUGGGGGUGCAAAGGGCGUCUGCCGCGGCUGCUGGUGCUGCUUCCUCGCCCCUGCGAAGCCUCCCGCAAUGAAGGCUGCAGCGAAAUGGCUUUUGGGACUUCUUGGGGCUGCAGUUCUCAUUACCAUCAUUGUCGUUCCUGCAGUUUUGUUGACAAAUCAAAGUACUCCUGACACCCGAGCGACAUUUACUCUACAGGAUUAUUUGAGUGAUACAUUCCAAUACAAAUUGUACAACUUGCAGUGGGUUUCAGGACAUCAGUAUCUUCACACUAGACAGAAUAACAUCUUUCUCAUCAAUGCUGAUGAUGGAACAGAGUAUAAAGUCUUAGAAAAUAGCACAUUAGAAACUUAUAAUACCUCUGAGGCAAUAUUGUCACCUGACCGAAAAUAUGCUCUUCUGCGAUACCGUUAUCAGAAGGUGUGGAGACAUUCGUACAAUGCGUCAUACCACAUGUAUGAUCUGGAUAAUAGGACCUUAGUAACUGAAAACCAACUUCCUAAGGAUAUCCAAUACAUAUCCUGGUCACCUGUUGGUCAUAAACUGGCUUAUGUUUGGCAUAACAACGUUUAUGUGAAAGUAACACCUAAUAGCCCCAGUGUACAGAUCACCAACAAUGGAGAAGAAAACAAAAUUUUUAAUGGAUUAGCAGAUUGGGUCUAUGAAGAGGAAAUGUUUGGCACCCAUUCUGCUCUGUGGUGGUCUCCAAAUGGCAGGUUUUUAGCAUAUGCAGAGACUAACGAUACCGAAGUUCCAGUUAUUGAGUAUUCAUUUUAUUCGGAUGAUGUGCUGCAAUAUCCAAGGACCAUUAGAAUCCCAUAUCCUAAGGCAGGUGCUGCAAAUCCAACUAUAAAGCUAUUUGUUGUGAAUACCCAAUCUUUUACCAAAGUCACUCCCACUGAAAUUCUUGCACCAUCUAAUAUAACAUCAUCGGAUCACUACCUGAGUGUUGUAACAUGGGUGACCGAUGAGAGAAUCUGUUUGCAGUGGCUCAGAAGGAUACAAAAUUUUACAGUCCUCACAAUCUGUGACUACUCUAACCCAAUUUGGCAAUGCCCAGAGGAAAAACAGCUUAUUCAAGAAAGUAAAACUGGUUGGAUUGGAAGAUUUCAGCCUUCAGAGCCUUAUUUUGCAUCUGACAAUAUUACCUACUACAAAAUCAUCAGUGACAAAAAUGGAUAUAAGCACAUCCAUUACAUUAACAGUGCACAAGAGAUGACACCUAUUACAAGUGGGAAAUGGGAGGUAAUCAACAUUGCUGCUGUAACAAAUGACUAUCUAUACUUUAUCAGUAAUGAAUUUGAAAGUAAACCUGGAGGGAGAAAUCUUUAUAAAGUGGAAUUGAAACCUGGCUGGAAAAAAACAUGCAUUAGCUGUAAUCUAGACAAGAAAGGGUGUAUGUAUUAUUCAGUAGCCUUCAGCACAGAUGCAAGAUACUAUAAACUGAAUUGCUUUGGACCUGGCCUGCCUUAUUUUACCUUGCACAAUAGCAGUACAGAUGAAGCUGUUCGGACCCUGGAAACCAAUAAGGAUCUUGAUAAUUUGCUGAAGGAUAUCCAGAUGCCCUUCAAAACGCUAGAAAACAUUUCACUGCAUGGAGAGACAUUCUGGUAUCAGAUGAUCUUACCUCCUCAUUUUGAUAAAUCAAAGAAGUAUCCCCUGCUCAUCGAUGUAUAUGGAGGACCCUGUAGUCAGAAAGCAGAUGCUGUUUUCCGGAUCAAUUGGGCUACAUACCUUGCAAGCACGGAACAGAUUAUUGUGGCCAGCAUUGAUGGUAGAGGAAGUGGCUAUCAAGGAGACAAAAUUUUGCAUGCGAUAUAUCGAAGACUGGGAACCUAUGAGGUUGAAGAUCAAAUCUUGGCCGCUAAACAGUUUUCUGAGAUGAGCUUUGUUGAUAAGAACAGAAUAGCUAUUUGGGGCUGGUCAUAUGGUGGUUACGUGUCCUCCAUGGUGCUUGGAUCAGGAAGUGGUAUCUUCAAGUGUGGAAUAGCUGUUGCCCCCGUGUCACGCUGGCAAUAUUAUGAUUCUAUAUAUACUGAGCGGUACAUGGGUUUUCCAGAAAUAAAUGAUAACCUUCAGUUCUAUGAGAAUUCCACAGUUAUGGUCAGAGCGAAGAAAUUCCAAGAUGUUAAGUAUCUCUUGAUCCACGGAACAGCAGAUGAUAACGUUCACUUUCAGCAAUCAGCCCAGAUUUCAAGAGCCUUGGUGGAUGCAGAGGUGGAUUUCCAAGCAAUGUGGUAUACAGAUAAAGAUCAUGCAAUUGGAGGCCAUGCCCACAGCCAUAUUUACCACCAUAUGAGCCAUUUUAUAAAAGAGUGUUUUGCAUUGUCAUAAUACUUAGGAGACAUAUUGCAUCUCAUUCUGCUAUGUUCAUGAAGUUUUGAAAAAGAGCACUUUCCUAGUGAAUUGUCUCAUGUUUCAUUUAACUAAGACAAAAGUAAAAUGUAUUUCUGUGGACACUGGAAUGAAGAAAAUAUGUAUGUUUGUUUGUUUUUGCAAUACUUUUAUACAAUGAUCUACUGAGCACUUUUACCAAAGAUUUGCAGGGCUCUAUCACACAUGCAGUAGCUGCUCCAUUCUCAUCUCUGUGUAGGGGCAUUUUGAAUCCCAAUGAAAAAGCAAGCUGUUUUCCUUGCACAAGUCUUGCAAACAAAGUUUGCAUAUGUAUGACAGUGGAACACAGACAUGCAUGCAAGAGCCGUUGGAUUGCAGCAGUUAUAUAUAUAUAAAAUUAAGUAACGGUUGCCUUUUUCAAACAAAGUAUAAAUCAGGUUUACAUGUACUUUCUUACAAGGUAGGAAAAAAUACUUGAAUUUCUGCUUGAUUUGUAUGCUCUGUAAUUUUAACAUAGAAGUGAUCAUUUCAGUAGAUAUGAUUCAGGUUUUGUAUAGAAGAUACUAAAAGUGAAAAUAUCAAUCUAAACCUGCACUGCAACCCUUCAUAAAUGUUUUGUGGAUUGCAGCCAAAAUUGGCAAUAGUCAUUUGAACAUAUAUGUGCAGAACAAGAUGUGGUUGGGAGAUCUUCUUGCGAUGAUGACGAUAACAGUAAUAAUAAUAAUUAGUAGUAGUUAAUAACAGCCAUUGGAAUUGUGGAGGGAGGGGACACGCACAACAAAAUUGGAUGCUGGGGGUAUGGGGUUUUACCCUUUCUUCACUCAGUAUUCCUGGUACAUCCCCCCAAAGUUCCUAUUGAUUGACUGUUUAGAAGUCAAGAAGUUAUAUAUUUGCAAGCAGAUAAAACAGUCAGUGUAUAUGAUAGUAAUCGGAAAAAAUGGCUGAAGUAAGAACCUAAGAGCCAUGCUGGAGCAGAUCAAAGGUCCAUCUAGUCCAGCACUCUGUUCACACAGUGGCCAACCAGCUGUCGACCAGGAACCCACAAGCAGGACACGGGUGCAACGGCACCUUCCUGCCCAUGUAUUUGCUGGGAACUAACAGUAUAAUUAAUCUAUAGCACAUAAUUACUUUUGAAACAUCGACAGCACAUGGAAACAUUGUAGAAGAGUUCUAAAACCAUGUCUAGAAUUCUCAGAUCAGCAUGCUUCCAGAACAUGAGUUCCACUUGGUAACACCCUUCUAACAUUGGAAUUAGUGCUAGCUACUUCACAUGUUGUAGUCCUGCAGUCCCAUGGGUGGUGCAGCUUACCUAUUUCUUGCACAUCUCCAUCCCAGUGAAUGAAGCUUUGUAAUAUCAGAGCAUCUCUAUCCCAGAUCCUGAGCUUUGUAAUAGCAGAGCUCUUCAAGAAUCAGGAAUAAACAUUUAUUUUUAACCAAUCAGCAGGCUCUUAUUAAAACAUUCUUUUAUGUUCCACCAACCAUGGCUUUCACAAAGGACCAAACCACUACAACAGAAAUAUGAAUGACUACACCUAUGUGCAGUAGGACUUUUUAAAAUUUCUGGGUAGCAAAACUCUAGAUACUACUAGAUGACUAGGGCUGGAAUUUUGUGAAUGGUUCAUCUGGCAGGCAGCCAACUACUCCUUCCUAAGAACACAUUUGCUAGGUCAGCCCAUCUGGCUCUAGAAGGGACCUGUAGCACGUCCCUUUCCCACAUGCAUCCAGUGCUGUUAAGUCUGCUUGCCCCAUGGUACUAUCUGAUAGCACUUGGAAGUAUCUUCAACAGAGCUGACAGCAUGUGCCUUUCUUAUCCAGUUUCUACCUUCCAUCCUAGAGAGAUGCACACUGAGUGGGAAAGACCCAUGUGUAAAAUAUCUAGUCCUGUGAAAUAUUCAAAUGCAUUCACAGCACAAGCAGCAUGAAAUCGUAUCACAGGAAGGUAGCUCCCACAUGGUUGUGAGUCAAUAUCCACAGACUCCUAUCCUUCCUAGACAACACAAAUGUAAUGUAAGACUUUCACAGGAAGCCAGUAUAUGCAUGAGAGUUCACUGAAGGCUUAAUUGACAUAAAAUCCUGUGGUUCUUUCUCAUACAAGAUGCAAUACAUGCAUUCCACUGAAAUUUCACAAUUGGAAGACAUCAAGACAGCUGUAAAAGGUGUGGUGCCCUGCUAAUGUGAGUAAUAUAAUAUGUGUGAUUAGGAUGCAGCUUAUGACUUCACUUCUUUCAUAUGCACAUAAUUCAUGCUUGUUUUAUAGUUCCCACUUAUGAAAACAACACUACUAGGAACCAACGUGCCUUAGAACAUAUUUGUCAUUUUCUUACAAUGUUGGUGUUUUCCCCACUUUAAAAUACAAGGCACUGUAAAUUUUGAGCACAAUUGCCAGAAGUAAGUCCCACUGUGUUUAAAGGGCAAUCCAUAUGAGAUUAGCAAAAUGUGUUGUUUUACAUAUGUUGCUGUUUUAAAUGUAAUAAACCCAUAUUUGUCGU
Messenger RNA from Elgaria multicarinata webbii, 4958 nucleotides. It is a transcript of the gene DPP4, whose product is annotated as dipeptidyl peptidase 4. Lineage: Eukaryota; Metazoa; Chordata; Lepidosauria; Squamata; Anguidae. Gene Ontology annotation, biological process: proteolysis. Gene Ontology annotation, molecular function: serine-type endopeptidase activity. The record is from RefSeq and is a predicted model, not a curated record. Gene Ontology annotation, cellular component: plasma membrane. The transcript has 26 exons. The coding region runs from base 205 to 2469 and encodes 754 amino acids.